GCCCGACCUCGUGGAGCUGCUGCUCAAGCACGGAGCCACCCCGACGCCCAGUGCCCUCUCCGCUGUGACCACCUACGGCCACGCCAAGAGCUUCAAGGUGAUGCUCAGCAAGCUCACACCGGCCGAGAUCAAGCGACGACCUCUGCUUGCGUCCAUUCGAGGAAGCCUCGAAUGCGCCAAGAUCGCGGUUGCCAUGGGCGCCGACCCCAACCUCGUCUCUGCCUCUCAGACGCUGUCGAUGGACCAGCAAUCGGCGCUGCACGAGACGGCCAACUGCGGGCGCUACGAUAUCCUCCACUACUACCUGAGCGAGUGCGGCGGCGACCCGGACCUGCGCGAUUCCCGGGGCCGCACCCCGCUGCACUCGGCGGCCUACGGCGGCCACAUCGAGUGCUGCAAGCUGCUGGUCGAGUACGGGGCCAAGUGGAGCGUGGCCGACAUGCGCAAGCGCUUCAUGUGGGGCGACGACGAAUCGAUCCAGCUGCUGGUCAAGUUCGAAAUGAUCCCGAGUACGGCGGUGGCGCGACACUUUGCGUUUAUCAAGCAAAAGGCCCCCGCGCAGAAGGACUGGGAGCAACACGUGGAGAAGAAGAAGAAGCUCAUUGAGUACCUGCUGGCCAACGGGCUCGAUGCCAAGGCCGCCUCCAUCGACGGGUGGACUCCGCUGCACCUCCAGGCUGAGAAGCCCGACGCGGCCAGUGCCCGCUUGCUGGUCGACGCCGGCGCAGACCCCAACGCGCGCGACUCCGAAGGCUGCACGCCCAUGCACUGGGCCGCACGGCCGAAGAACUACCACGUCGCGCGGCCGAAGCGCUUGCGAAUGUCGGCCGAGCUGAUCAGUUUCCUGCGGGAGAAGGGUGCCGACAUCAACGCGCGGGACAUCACCGGCGCCGCGCCGCUCCACUACGCCGUGUGGCACAACGAGGACUUUGUCGAGAUCCUGCUCAACAACGGGGCCGACCCCAACGUCGCCACGCUGCCCGCCUGCGGCCAGUACACGCCGCUCCACUUCGCGGCCGACAUCCGCAAGAAGAGCGCCAUCAAGUCGCUGCUCGAGAAGGGCGCCAAUCCCACGCGCAUCGACGCCGAAGGCCGCUCAGUCCUCCAUCAUAUCGUCAAGGACUGCGAUGUGCAGUUCACGAUCGAGGAUCCGGUGAUCCCUGGCGAGCCGCUCAGCGACUCUCUGAUCGUGGUGGGCGAUCUGCCCUCGGAGGAACGCGGCGGUGACGAACACGCGUGGGACGUCCUCUUCGAUGUCCAGGGCCAACGAAUUCGAGCCAACAAGUCGAUUCUUUCCUCGCGUGCGGACUACUUCAACAUCAUGUUCAUGUCGCAGUGGCGCGAAUCCGAUCUGGGCGAGAUCGAGAUCAUCGACGUGGAGCCCGACGUGUUCCUGCAUCUGCUCAAGUUCCUCUACACCCACCGCCUGGACGCCGACCAGGAGCUCAACCUCCAGCUUGCCGUCAAGUUGCUGCUCGUGGCCGAUCAGUUCUUGCUGCCGUCUCUUCAGAUCGCCGUCCAGAAGUACCUCGCCCAAAACAUCCACAAGAACCAGGACUCGUUCGUCAUGUUGUGGGAGAUUGCGGAGCAGUUCGAGUUCAAGGAGGUCAAGAAGGCGUGCCUCAAGUUCAUCCUCGACGAUCUGGGCCACCAGCGCCGACGCGCCCUCGAGCAGCAGCAGCACGACACCGACCAAGAACAGCAGCAGCAGCGGAAGCAGCAGCAGCAAGAAGAGGAGAAGAAGCGCAAGCUCGACGUCGACGCUGCCGCAAUGGAAAUCGAAGGCGAGCAGCAGCCACAGCAGCUCGCGACCGACACGGCCACGGCCACGGCGGCCAAGAAGCGAAGGCGAACCGACUCCCCGGAGGAAGAAGAAGGCGAAGGUGAAGGCGAAGCCGUGGCUGCGACGAUCGGCGGUGGAAUGGAGGUCGAGAAGAAGGAGAAGGAGAAGGAGAAGGGCAAGGAGAAGGCCGGCGAUGAAGAGGAAGAGAAGGAGGAAAAGGGCGACGAGUACAGGGAGGUGUGCCGCAAGCUCAUCUUCGAGGUCCUCGAGAAGAAGAUGGACCUGCCCAGGAAGUAUCGCUCCAUCCACUGGAAGAAGGACGAGGAGGUGGCCUCCGCGUCUUCCUCUUCUUCUUCGGCCGCCGCCCCGCCUCCUCCCCGU
Acanthamoeba castellanii str. Neff is the source of this 2164-nucleotide messenger RNA. RefSeq names its product BTB/POZ domain containing protein. Lineage: Eukaryota; Discosea; Longamoebia; Acanthamoebidae. Gene Ontology annotation, biological process: negative regulation of delayed rectifier potassium channel activity; neuronal action potential. The transcript has 12 exons. The annotation marks the transcript as partial. Gene Ontology annotation, molecular function: transmembrane transporter binding. Gene Ontology annotation, cellular component: synapse; membrane; axon initial segment. The record is from RefSeq and is a predicted model, not a curated record.